Molecule: messenger RNA, 2314 nt
Organism: Armigeres subalbatus
Lineage: Eukaryota; Metazoa; Arthropoda; Insecta; Diptera; Culicidae
Product: cytochrome P450 4c21-like
Exons: 5
Coding region: 19-1491 (490 amino acids)
Molecular function (GO): iron ion binding; monooxygenase activity; heme binding
Source: RefSeq, a predicted model, not a curated record
ACUAGUUACGAUCACAGAAUGUGGUUAUCCAGCGUGCUACUAGUUGUUGCUUUUGUUAUUGUAGCAAUACGAUGGUUUCACAAAUGGAGAAGUAACUUCGCUCGACACAUCCCGUGGGUUAGACCAUACUGGCCCUUGUUGGGUAAUGGGUCGCUAUUCAUCGGUAAGGAUGAUGUUCAACGGUUUUGCAAUAUGCAGAAAAUGUUUGACGGAAAGGAGAAAUUGUUUCGGUUUUAUUUGGGUCCCAAAACGGUGUUCGGCACCAAUGAUCCCAGUACGGCGCAACAAAUUUUGAGUGACCCUGACUGCAUGGAUAAGCCAUACGUUUACGACUAUUUCCUGGCAGAUUGUGGAGUAUUUGCGGCUAAGACUACCAUAUGGAGAAGUCAGCGAAAGGCGUUAAAUCCUACUUCUAAUGUAAAAGUGCUUCAAGAAUACAUCCCCACAUUUUGCAGGAUCAAUAAGGCUAUGGUCGAAAGACUCAAACUUAUUCCAGAUGGUAAGACAAUCAAUUUUAUGGAUUAUGCCUCUCGUUUGGCUGUAGAGUUGAUUUGUGCGUCUACGCUUGAUUUCGAUAUAAACCAGUUCGACGAUCCAGACGGAUUUGCCCAUAAUAUGGAAAGAGUGUUCUAUGUAGCUUCUAGGAGAAUGCUCAACGUACAUCUGCAGCUGGACACAAUUUAUCAGUGGACAAAGGAUUAUCGCGAGGAACGAGCUCUUCGUAACAAGAUGGAAUGUUACGCAAUGAAGAUAUACGAGAGUGCAGAGAAACGAUUUUCACCAUGUGACGAAGAUGACGAAAGUGAUGCUAGUGAAAAACCUCGUAUCUUGGUACAUCAACUGUUCAACAACAAGCGAAGAAAAUUCGAAAAGUUGGAAAUCCUUCACAAUAUCUAUACAAUCAUCGCCGCGGGAACUGAUACAACGGCCAAUGCAGUUUCCUUCACAUGCCUCCAGCUGGCCAUGCAUCCCGAACAUCAGGAAAGAUUGCACAAAGAAAUCAUUGAGAUGUUUCCUGAUUCGGACCCGUUGAUUACCAUGGAACGCCUUGCGAGCCUCCCGUACUUAGAUAUGGUACUGAAAGAGUGUUUACGGCUGUAUCCUGCCGCGUGGAUAGUAAUGCGGGAAAACUCUGCCGAUGUGAUCAUCGAUGAUUUUGUUUUUCCGAAGGGUUGUAAAUUUGCAGUCAAUAUCUUUAGCAUGCACAGGCGAGUGGAUGUUUGGGGACCAGAUGCGAAUCUUUUCAACCCGGAGAGAUUUAGUGAGGAUCGAGCUGAAAAAAGGCAUCGUUAUGCUUUUCUACCGUUCAGUGGAGGACGUCGGGAUUGUUUAGGCGCUCGUUACGCAAUGCUUAGCAUGCGAAUUAUGAUGGUGUAUUUGGUGAAAAACUUCCGGUUUAUUACGAGCAUGCGCGAAGAGAACAUACGUUUCCGGUUCGACGCACUUUUGAGGAUACAAGGCGGACAUCAGCUUCAACUAAUAAGGCGAUGACAUAAUAAUAAUUGCGCCUAGACAGCGUUGGAUAGACAUGAGAAACAUACAUGAUAUUUAACUUCAAAGUAAUAUAUGGAAAAAAAAUCGAAAAAAAAGCUUUUUAGAACCGCCCUAGAAGAUAGAAAUUUUUGCUGUUUGAUCAAGUUCAUAAUCGUAUUGGAUAUAUAAUUAUAGCCUAUUCAGAUUACGCCAUUUAUGGUAAUAAAUAUCACGAUAAAGAGUAACUUGUACCAAUAUCCAUAUAUUCAAUUUGCUUUCUCAUAUUCAACACGAUAAUUAUUAUAAUAAAUGGCGUAAUCUGAAUGGGCUAUAAGGGUUUAAUCUAUUGUGCAUGACAAAAUAAUUCAUAUAUCAGCUAGAUUCUACACCUAGAUCAGUCGUAGUGCGACAGUUAAUCCGGAAGGUGCAAUUUCUUUGGAAUGUUGUUCACAAUUUUAGCUAUCGGUGCAGUUCUGUGCCUCGCUAGUGUUUGGUCCCUGGUUCAGAAGAGGAGAGGUUUGGCGGAAAACAUUUCGGUGGCUGAACCAUGGUACCCGCUAGUUGGAAAUGGUCUGCUGUUUGUCGGAAAGGACGAUACUGUUAAAUUUUACAAUUUGAAGAACAUGUUCGACAGAAGCGAUAAACUGUUUCGGUUUUAUUUUGGACAGAGAAUGUUGUUCGGCACAAGUGACCUUGACAUGGCCCAGCAAAUCCUAACCAACCCCAAAUGCAUGGAUAAUGGUCCGUUUACAUAUGAGCUAGUUCUAAUAAGUUAGUCUAAUAAGCACUUGUAUAACGCAAAACUAAGAAAAUUAAAAAUUGCCCAAUUGUGGACCCCCUA